This is a messenger RNA of Rhodofomes roseus, 1636 nucleotides long. Its product is annotated as glycoside hydrolase. The transcript is spliced from 9 exons. Gene Ontology annotation, molecular function: hydrolase activity, hydrolyzing O-glycosyl compounds. Lineage: Eukaryota; Fungi; Basidiomycota; Agaricomycetes; Polyporales; Fomitopsidaceae. The coding region runs from base 120 to 1634 and encodes 504 amino acids. The record is from RefSeq and is a predicted model, not a curated record.
GGCUGGGAAUCCGUCAUGCGGUCACUCCCUCCAUCAGGGAAUCGCAUCGGUUCCAGAGAAUUGGGCUCAUAUAUAGAGGCAACGUAUCGGACCGUGCUGGACUCGGUCAGCAUCUACAGAUGGCCGCACGACUACUCACCUUCGUGUCUCUAUUGCUUCCAGGUGUCCGUGGUGUUCAGAUCACGACCACGACGCGGCAGACUAUACAUGGUGUUGGCGCAUCGGGAGCGUGGUGGGUGAAUGACCUCGCGCUCUAUCCGGACGACGUCCGCCAAAACGUCUCCGACCUGCUCUUGAACCAAACUACUGGUCUCGGCCUCACAGACUACCGAUACAAUCUCGGAGGCGGUGGUGUCGGUGUCACCACAUGGGACAGGGCACCGGAGACACCAUACGUCAGUGACGGCGUCUACAAUUGGUCUGCAGACGCAGCAGGCACAUACUACCUCCGAGAAGCAGCCCGACAAGGGGUGCCCGUGAUUACGUUGUUCGUGAACAGUGCCCCCAUCACCAUGACAAGCAACAAUCAGAGCUGUGGCGGCGACCUUGUCACGGAACGCAUCCCUGCAUACGCCCAGUAUCUGACUGACGUGAUUAGCCACUGGAAGAGCGAGGGUGUUGAGAUCACGCACGUCUCGCCCAUGAAUGAGCCCGACGAUAGCUUUGGUAGUUGCAACCAAGAAGGAAUGCAGGUCGUCCCGGGUCAACGUGCGGAGGUCGUCACCACACUGGCGGCGUCCUUGAAAGCAGCCGGACUCUCUACGCUGGUCAUUGCUGAUGAGUCUUCUGAUACCACCAAUUACAACAAUGAUGAACCGGUGUGGCUCAAUGCAACCGUCGGCGAGUCUCUCGGUGGGAACUGUCAUCACCUAUAUAACUUCGCAAGCGCUGCGACGCAACAAGAGGUCUUUGAAUACGGACGCAAUCUCAGCGGUGGUGUGCCAACCUGGUUCUCGGAGAUAUGUUGCUACAAUGCGGCAAAUUCAAACGAAUCCGAUGAUCCACUUGCCACCCUCACGUAUAGCUCGCAGUACGAUCCUACGAUGCUGAGCGGCCUCCGUAUGGCGCAUCUGGUCUGGCAGUCAUUCACCUAUGCUGAGGACUCUCACUGGGACUGGUGGACAGCGCUGUCCAACGAGAUCGGUUGCACGCUCAGUAGCAAUGCCACUUGUUGGGACAAUAUCCAGUCUAGCGGGUGGGAUGACGGUCUCAUUUACUACGACCCAGAUUACAAUAGCACAGAGAACUACAACAUCAAGCUCACCAAGCGCUAUUCCGUGCUCAAGCAGUUCACGAAGGGAGUUCCUGUCGGGGCGGUCCGCCGCGCUGUCACGCCAGACUCCGACACCACUGACGACGCAUGGCGCGUUCUGGCGUUCGACUAUGACUCUGCUUGCGAGCAAUAUAGCACCUGCGCCCAGGUGCCGUACUCAGUCGUCGCUAUGAACGCCCAGUGGAACGCGUCGAGCAUUACUUUGACAAGUAAUGGCACUUUCGCGCUUACGCAGCCCGUUGCGAUGUACCGCACGAGUGUGACAGAGGACUAUGCGGAGGCGGAGGUGCCGACUUUGAGCGCGAAUGGGAGUCUUGAGAUCGACGCCCCGGAGAUGAGCAUCGUUACACUCUUCUUCUAAAG